UGACAUUAACAAGAACUAACAGCCUCCUUGGUUCUAUACUUCUAGUUUCUAGAACCUUAAACCUAAAACCCUCUUCUUUCUUACUCGCCUUUCCGAUUGUUUCUAUCUAAAUCUUAGAAUUGAUGGCCUUUGCUUCCAGCUUUCGGCGAGUUCUUGGAGGAUCCUCCAAUUCUUUAUCCGUUCUUCAGUCGCAGUAUGCGUUGCUUCGCCACAGUUCGACUCUCACUACCCCCAAGCUUUUCGUCAGUGGGCUUUCAAGACUUACAACAGAUGAAAAGCUUAAAGAGGCAUUUUCUCCAUUUGGACAGCUCCUUGAGGCAAAAGUCAUAACAGACAGGGUCACUGGGAGAUCCAAGGGAUUUGCAUUUGUUACAUAUGAAACUAUAGAAGAGGCUGAGAAGGCUAAAGAAGGGAUGAAUGCUAAGUUCCUAGAUGGAUGGGUCAUUUUUGUGGACCCUGCCAAACCAAAGGAGCCCAGACCCCAAGCUCAACCCCAAAUGGAGGCUUUUGAAACAGGCUUCCGAACAAACAAGACUGUAGGAUGGUGUGGGUGAUGGUAUUACAAAUUUCAAUUGUAGCACCUGAUUUCUCAGCGAAAGAUAAUUGUUGGAGGAGCAUGAGAUUACUCAAAUCAUUUAUUUUGGAGACAAAAGAAACCCCAUUAGCCAAUCUGCAUUAAUUCAUCAUGUUUCCUCUGUCGGACCUGUUAAUUAUAUUGGGUGAUGUACUACUGGAGUAUAUGAAAGUUUUUAUUUGAGGACUGAUCAUUUGGUACUAA
Messenger RNA from Carica papaya (papaya), 778 nucleotides. Its product is annotated as RNA-binding (RRM/RBD/RNP motifs) family protein. Lineage: Eukaryota; Viridiplantae; Streptophyta; Magnoliopsida; Brassicales; Caricaceae. The record is from RefSeq and is a predicted model, not a curated record. Gene Ontology annotation, molecular function: RNA binding.